Cylindrotheca closterium is the source of this 783-nucleotide messenger RNA. The record is from the annotation of a GenBank genome assembly. NCBI's taxonomy places the organism in Eukaryota, Bacillariophyta, Bacillariophyceae, Bacillariales, Bacillariaceae.
AUGUUUGUUGGCGACUCCUUGACUUGGGAACACUAUCGAACGUUGGUCGAAAUUCUAGGUGGAAAGACAGCGACACUCCUUCAGUUCCGAAGCAAGCACAGGUACAUGACAAUCGUACAGCCGGUCUGUGAUCACCAACAGACUUUUAUCAUGUAUCGCCGAGAAGAUUCGUUGAAAGGCUUGGAUCUCUAUCUUGAAGAGAAGUUCCCUGUGGUACUCAUUCUGAACCGUGGGGCGCAUUACGCCCCAGACGACACUUUCUCAGCUGACUUGAAAACAACGUUUCAGCAUGUUUCGUCUUGGCAACAGAAAUGCAAUGAGUAUGGGGUCCGAUGUUAUUUUUUCUGGCGGACAUCAGUACCUGGGCAUCCAGGGUGCAACAACUUUACGGGACCUGUCAACAAUCUGACACUCAUGGAAGAAAUACUUGCUAAUAACCGAGACAGUCCUGGAAAUUGGCGCUGGGAAGAGUUCAAGCAUCAAAAUGAAUUGGCUUUGCAGCUGCUAGACAAUUCUUCAGUGACCGACUAUGAUGUCAUUGAUGCGUACCCUAUCAACAUGUUACGGCCCGAUCAGCAUGCGCGACCAUAUGAAACACCGGGAAAGGGGGUUGACUGUCUCCACAGUUGUCGACCUGGCAAAAUGGACGUGUACAACCGACUCCUCCAGCAUUUUCUAAUUCAGCGAAGAAGUUUUGCAGAUGUUCAGGCUCUGGAAAACUUUACUUUCCCUUGGAUUCGAACCACCAACGUACAAGCCGAUGGCCAUGAUAUCAUUUAUUGA